AUGUUCUCCUGCUGCUGCGCCGAUACUGCCGCCCGCGGCGACCUCCAGACGGAGGAAAAGGCUGAGGCUUUGGAGGGGACCCAGGGGCCCCAAGGAGCCUCGGCGUCAGCAGCAGCAGCAGCUCCAGCAGCAGCAGCAGCUCCAGCAGCAGCAGCAGCAGACGCACAGGGCGACAGCAGCAGCAGCAGCAGCAGCCAACCCCAGGACAACCAGACCACCCCUGCAGCAGCAGCACCAGCAGCAAAUGAUGCCCCAGUAGGAACGGGACACAAGUGGGAACCCCCAGCAGUUACGAAAGAAGAGGCUCCAGUCAAAAAGCCCAUGACGGCCCCAACUUCGCAACGCGCAAGGCGUACCUCGGUCCCGCUUGAGGCUCCCAUAGAGGACGGCGUGUUCCUUAUGUACGACAAAAGCACCGACACCAUCUACGCGCAGUGGAGCACAAGUCCCCAACUAAAUGCUUUGGCCUGGCUCAAACCCCUAGUGGCAAUCCCGGGACAUAAAUAUAAAGUCAACGGAGGGAGACAAACCCUUUUUACAAAGGCCGUGGAAAGCAACCGUUUUUGCGAGGGUUUCGUGAAGUUCAUAACAAUUGCAAAUGAAUAUCCCUCGAAGAUGAUGCUGCUGGAGAACUUCGAGGCAGCGGAGGCGCCGGGCGUGCAGGUGCUGCUGCUGAUCGCUGCUGCUACUGCUGCUGCUGCAGCAGCAGAGUCGCAGUGCGUCGUGCAGCCCCUGGACUGCUACAACAAACUCUACGACUUCAAAAACACUAAAGCUGUUGCUGUUGUGCCCCUCAGCAGCACUCUAAUUCCUUUAAAUGAAGCUGUGGGGCCCCAGAAGUUUUUGCAAAUGGGCCGUGGAGAAGGUGCUGCUGCAACAAUUCAAAUUCCGAAAUGA
This is a messenger RNA of Eimeria tenella, 897 nucleotides long. RefSeq lists its product as uncharacterized. The transcript has 4 exons. Lineage: Eukaryota; Apicomplexa; Conoidasida; Eucoccidiorida; Eimeriidae. The record is from RefSeq and is a predicted model, not a curated record. The coding region runs from base 1 to 897 and encodes 298 amino acids.